AUGGAAGACAUUAGAGCCGACAUACAUAAGGCGCAAGAUAUCGGCGGGUCCACGUGGUCCGAACUAUUCACCGUUCCUAGCAACUUCCGACGAUUGAGUCUUGGAUAUGUCCUGCAAUUCUCUGUCCAGAUGACGGGAGUCAGUGCGAUCCAAUACUACUCCACAACUAUCUUCACGACGAUGGGUUUCUCCUCGACCCGCAUUCUUCUCUUUCAGUCCGUCAACAGCAUUAUAGCCCUUAUCGGAGAAGCUUGCUGUGUGCUUUGGGUGGAUCACUUUGGGCGACGCAGACCGCUUAUCGUAGGGAACGUCGUUUCGGGACUUUCUUUCGUCGUUGGCAGUGUCUUGAUGGCUCGAUAUCCUGGUUCUAUUAAUAAGCUCAUUAUUUCUUGCAUCGGGCCGCUAUCGUGGGCGUACCCCGUCGAAAUAUAUUCGACGCGCACGCGUGCCAAGGCAACCGCAUUGACAAGCUCUUCUUCGUGGCUUUCAAAUUUCUUCAUCGCUGAGGUCACGCCUAAAGCGUUCGGUGCAAUUGGCUGGAAGACGUUUCUGCCAGAUAUUUCAUACAAAGUAGGAGUCCCACCAUACCAACUAGUCACGGUGACCGUUACUGACGAAAUCAGUGCCUUGUGUAUCUGGGCAUUCUAUCCCGAAACAAGCGGGCGCCGACUAGAAGAAAUGGAUGCUCUCUUCGAGGACUCUCCCGUCUUUGUACCGGGGAGCGGGUACACCAAGGUUAGCGACCGACACGCAGCAGAGAACGAUCUUCGUGCAGGCAACUUUAUUCCGGGCGAGCUUACAGGAAGAGAGACUUCAGGAAAAGGCGACAAAGAGUCGGCUGAGCACUACGAGAAAAGGCCAUGAUCGUUGAUGGGGAAUUUUCUAACGUUUCAUGUAACUGGAACUUUCAUUAUUAAUGUUGCCAAUGCGGCACCAUUGCAUGCCGGAUGCUCAGCAAUGACUCCGCUACCGGAAAUACUCGGCGGACCCUUGUCCUUUACCGCGAUGGACUCGUCACCUCAGCUGAUAGGGAGCGGCAGCUUUGGGUCUGUAUAUACUAUCCUCGCUUCGCUUGUUACUUUCAAGGAAGUCUAGCUGGAAUCGAAUGCAGCCCAACUUCGAGCCGAAUUUGAGGCCCUCGAGCAGGUCUACAAAACCUGCAGUUCCGACUCAUUAUUUUCUCUGCCCCCGCCCACUUGCGUACAGGGACGCACAAUAAUUUCGCGCCGCGGCAUACCGCUCUCCUCAAACAGGUCGC
This is a messenger RNA of Guyanagaster necrorhizus, 1258 nucleotides long. RefSeq names its product MFS general substrate transporter. Gene Ontology annotation, cellular component: membrane. NCBI's taxonomy places the organism in Eukaryota, Fungi, Basidiomycota, Agaricomycetes, Agaricales, Physalacriaceae. The transcript has 12 exons. The coding region runs from base 1 to 864 and encodes 287 amino acids. The record is from RefSeq and is a predicted model, not a curated record. Gene Ontology annotation, biological process: transmembrane transport; carbohydrate transport. Gene Ontology annotation, molecular function: carbohydrate:proton symporter activity.